Saccostrea cuccullata (small rock oyster) is the source of this 1605-nucleotide messenger RNA. RefSeq names its product mesencephalic astrocyte-derived neurotrophic factor-like. The record is from RefSeq and is a predicted model, not a curated record. Gene Ontology annotation, cellular component: endoplasmic reticulum. The transcript has 4 exons. Gene Ontology annotation, biological process: neuron projection development; dopaminergic neuron differentiation. The coding region runs from base 164 to 493 and encodes 109 amino acids. NCBI's taxonomy places the organism in Eukaryota, Metazoa, Mollusca, Bivalvia, Ostreida, Ostreidae.
UCACAAACUGACAAAUGUACAUGUGAUUCCUGAUCCACGUUUGUUUUGCCGGUAAACAUUUCACAAGCAGACAGCCUUGUGUUCUAGUUUUAUUUCUCUCCGUUGCUUUAUCUUGUUACCAGAGACGGACAAACAAUCAACGAACACUGGAAAUUUACUUACAAUGUAUUUGAAAUCGUUUCCAGUUUUGCUGUGUAUAUUUUAUGUGACUGUUGUAUGCUCAGCAAAGAAACCUGUCACAAAGGAGAACUGUGAAGGUAGUCAUAGAGAUGCAGACAACCAAAUUUGUGACCUCAAAUAUGACAAACAAAUAGAUUUAACAAAGGUGGUUUUGAAGAAGCUGAAGGUGAAGGACUUGAAGAAGAUCUUGUCUGACUGGGGAGAGGACAACGCAUGUAAGGGAUGUGCUGAAAAAACAGACUUCAUCAAAAAAGUGGAGGAACUAAUGCCAAAAUACGCACCGGAGGCAGCAAAGCUACGAGAAGAAUUAUAGACCAACAUAUCACAUUCACACGAAUUUACAUCUUGUCCUGAAUGAGUGUGAUCAGAUUAUGUAUUUAUCAGUGUUUGCAUGGAAUUACUUUUUUUUCAUUUAACAUGAAGAAUGGGAGAGAUUGAGGAAAUUUAACUCACUGUUUAUUAAGAAUAUAGGGUGCAGAAGGUACAUUUUCUGUAUCAGUACUGAUAAUGAAUAUUCUCAUUCCCAUGGUAACUUAUUAUAACCUUCCACGACAGAAGUACAAAACCGUAGUCCUGAUUAAUUAAAACUGCAAAUGUUAACAGACUUCAUAAUGCAGAAGCAAACUUAACACCUUUUUGUGCAAAGUGUGUUAACUUUAAACUUCGGAACAGUAGAAAAAAGGGACAAAAUUUGAAAUAUUUGUUAUACAUGUAUUAUGUUCUAUAGAAUAAAGACAACGGAAAGCUUGUAGGUACAAUCUAUUUCUUUUUGCAUGGUUUUACAAAAUCUCGCAUUUCAACAUUGGGAUAAAUAUACUGAAAAAUUCUAUUUGCUUGUCAUUUUGGGAAUUUUUACUUUUUUUUGGUGGGGGGUGGGGGGGGGGGGUCAAUUUUCAGUACGGACAACUAAGGUCCUAUUUACCCAAACAGCUUGCAUUAGAUACUAAAACUGUAUGAAAUAUGCAAGUUUUUUUUUCUCUCUAUUUGCUUUGUCCAAUGGUUAGUUUUCUUUUAUGUCUUCUGAGCAAAGCAUAUUAAUUCACACUAAGUAUUUGUAGGCAAAAAAUAAUUUGAGUAUUUUUCAACUGAUAGAUACAAAAGUAUGUUUCAACUUUUCACAGAAGUGAUCUUUAUGAUUUUAGUGUGUGUAUGUAUAGAGCCAGUGUGGGUCCUGUUAUGUAAGAAUCUAGAUGUGCGAGAAGUCUUGUUGAAAGAAUUUAUGAAAGAACAAAUAUUUGAGAGAUGAGGAAAAAAUGCAUAUUGUGAAUUGUUAUAUGUCUUUGCGAAAUUGUAUUGUUAUUUAAACUACAAGUAUAGAAUAUGUUGAUGUAAGUUGUAACAUUUUUAGAGGCAUAAUGCUGCAUUUUGAAAGGAUUGUAACAUCAAUUUCAUUGGAUUUGUUAUUAAAUAAAGUAAAAAAUGUCA